This is a messenger RNA of Echinostoma caproni, 630 nucleotides long. Lineage: Eukaryota; Metazoa; Platyhelminthes; Trematoda; Plagiorchiida; Echinostomatidae. The record is from the annotation of a GenBank genome assembly.
AUGCGGAUCAUGUCCUUGUAUCGUCGUACACUACCGUUCUGGUUUGUAUGCAUCCUCACAUGUGAUGUGAUGUGCGAUCUAUCCAAUCGGACUACACGAUUAACGCGAUUGGAUCUAACCAUGACCCCCAACCUUUUGCUCAAUACAUCUUCCGUCUACUUCACUUCCGAACACGGAAAGUUGACCAUGCAUACGGAGAAACCAUCGGCUACCGUAGUCCCUGCAACAAAACCCAGACGAGCGCUACGUUCUGUGUCAACCAUAACCAAUUUGGCUCAGUCCCUUCGAGGUCGUCGUAUGACGACGGGGGCGGAGGAGAUCAACCGAGAACGGGCCCGCCACGUGCGAUCCCAGUCUACGCAUAUCCCCAAUGAUGAAAUGCAUGUGGACAGUGGACGACGCCCGGUACAUGACAGACAUGUGGAUGAUAACCCGGUGAUUCCGGCUCCCUAUCCGGUCAGUUUGACGCAUAUGGGGGCAGACAAUGCGGACCAGGAACAACUACUACGUCCGGAGAAGUGUAUCCCUAUCGAAAUUCCACUGUGCAAAAAUAUUGGCUAUAAUUUGACCUACAUGCCAAAUGCAUUUCAUCAUGAGACACAGGAAGAAGCUGGACUUGAGGUGAGUUGA